Penicillium chermesinum is the source of this 858-nucleotide messenger RNA. RefSeq lists its product as uncharacterized. The record is from RefSeq and is a predicted model, not a curated record. Bases 1 to 858 code for a protein of 285 amino acids. Gene Ontology annotation, cellular component: transcription factor TFIIH holo complex. The transcript has 2 exons. Lineage: Eukaryota; Fungi; Ascomycota; Eurotiomycetes; Eurotiales; Aspergillaceae.
AUGUCUGCCAGCUUGUCAGGUUCAGAUUCAGAGGAGGAUGUCGAGUUCGAAGAUGCGUUUCCGCGACGCCAGCCUGUUCAGCCCGGGGAGCCCGAAUCUGCCCACUCGAUUGUGAUUGACCUUGACCGAUCCCCUUGGGCAACACGAUGCUACCUACCUGAUCAACAAGCCCGGCCUUUUGCCUCAGGCUCCGAGGAAGAAGAGCAGCUUCGCGCCACACUGACUGCUGGCCUGGACAAAAUCAACUACCGCCAAAUGAAAGCAGCCCUUGGCAUGUCCUCUGAUGCCAACCACGUUGAAGACGGUCCAUUCCGCAGCUUCAAGGAGUUGUGCGCAUCUAUCGAGAAAUUGACCGACACGCUUUGGGCUUCAGCAACAACAUCCGUCUCGGUGGAAGGAUUCCUCGCACUGGCCGGGAUCCUCAACACAUCCAUGAAUACUUACAGCAUCGAAAUCCAAACAACUCUAGACAUCCUCAACAAAUUCGACAUCAUCUUCGAGGCUCUUUGCACCGAGAAACAUCCAAAUACGGGAGAGCCACUCCCUCGCCUGAGCGACCGUCCACUCGCGACGCAGACCCAGAAGGUGCGCAUGCGUAGCAUAGCAGAGAACACCCGGGGUACUGUGCUUAGCAUGUUGUACACCAGCUCGGGGUCCAGCGAAGGCCCUCUACUGACCGACGACAGCCAGCUUACGAACGGGGACUUGAAUGAUGAGCCUUCGGAGUUCGAGGACGAUAUGGAGGAAGAUUUCCCUGUGGAUACUCAGACGGAUACUGCGGAUGCGCCGUGGUGGAUGGAAGUGAACAAGAUCUACGAGCGCACGCUGAUGCUGCUCGGUAAUUUCGCGUUCGAAUAG